AAGUGGGCGUUUACGGAAAGGUCUCAUCCAUGUCCAUAUUCAUAUUGAAAAAGAUUCUUAGAGUUGUACCAAAAUGCUAAAGUUUCUAACGAUAUUCACACUGAGUGCCCUGGUGAUUUUGAGCCAGGGUUAUCCUACUCCAGAGGAUGAACAAAAUUUAAUAACUUCAUGCCUGACCGCCAAUAACAUCAGCCUGGUCGAGUUUGCGGCAAAAAUGAACAAAUCUUCCUCUGAGGAAGACGAUGAUGAGCCCGUUGAACGAAAAUAUAAGUGCUUCUUCCAUUGCGUGGCUGACAAAGGAGACAUUCUGGACUCCGGGGGCUACUUGGACGUGGAGAAACUGGAGGAAAUCGAAACUUUGAACGAUCACAAGAGGGAGGCUAUCUAUAGUUGCAAGAAGCUAAACGACGACGAGGAAGAUGGGUGUGAAUAUGCCUAUAAAAUGGUUGUUUGCUUGGGAGAACUGUUGGGCCCGGAUGACGAAGAGGAAAUAACUACAGAAGCUAACUAAAAUUAAAUAUACAGUCAAGCCAGAACUGGUUAAGCAAGUUGAA
Messenger RNA from Drosophila bipectinata, 554 nucleotides. RefSeq names its product Odorant-binding protein 57c. The record is from RefSeq and is a predicted model, not a curated record. Gene Ontology annotation, molecular function: odorant binding. Lineage: Eukaryota; Metazoa; Arthropoda; Insecta; Diptera; Drosophilidae.